Molecule: messenger RNA, 2329 nt
Organism: Pseudonaja textilis
Lineage: Eukaryota; Metazoa; Chordata; Lepidosauria; Squamata; Elapidae
Gene: ASPHD2
Product: aspartate beta-hydroxylase domain containing 2
Cellular component (GO): membrane
Source: RefSeq, a predicted model, not a curated record
GAAGGAGCGCGCCGCGCCCGGAGAGAGCCUCGCACGCUCCCGGGGCCGCUAGGACGCGCGGCGGCGGCGGCGGCCCCUCCCCGGCGGGGCCGGGCGGGCUGCUGGGAGUUGUGGUCCGCGCCUCCAGCGCCGGAGCAGACCGUCGGUCGGUCGGGACGGGUGAGCGGAACCCGGCGGCAGGUUGUCCGAGAAGAUCCAGGGGGAGGCUGGAUUCCCGCAGGAGGCGGCACUUGGAGGGGCGGGAGGACCAAGGUUCUCAGAGCAGCGGCUCCCCCUUCGAGAGACACGAUGCCGCCGUGGGAAACCCCUUUGGCGGGUCAGGAACCCGGGUCCGCAAUGGGAGCGGCCCCAUUGGCCGCCUUGAGCUGGGCCCUUGGCACCCAGAUUCCUAGGAACGCUUUCGCUGCCUGACUGGCCUUUCUGCCGGGUGAAGCUGCCCAGGUCCUGCCCAGCUUCUCCUGUUGAGUUCCUCCUUGGGCCUCCCUUUGCCCCAGUGGCAAGGCUUUGCACGGCAGCUGCCAAGAUGUCCCUGGAGGGGCUGAUGUGCUGCCGUGGGUCGCUUGACUGGCUGAGGGAGUUCAUCGGCUCCACCAUCCAGUCGGUGCGGGACUGCGACCCCCCUGCCCUCAGCACCCUGGCCCUGCUGCUGGCGCUCUUCGUCUGGUACUGCUAUCAAGUGGGGCGGGAGCAGCAGCCCCGGCCCUACGCCACAGUGCUCCAGGGGGGCGUGGAGGUGGCCGGCCUGCAGAACGGCUUCAGCCACUGCCGCUCCCCCGAGUGCGUGCGCUGUGCCCAGAGCGAUGGGCUGAACCAGAAGCUCUACCACAACCUGCAGGAGUAUGCCAAGCGGUACUCGUGGGCGGGCAUGGGCCGCAUCCACAAGGGCAUCCGCGAGCAGGGCCGCUACCUGGCCAGCCGGCCAUCCAUCCAGCGGCCGGAGGUCUUCUUCCUGCCCGACUUGCCCACCGCCCCCUAUUUCUCCCGGGAAGCCCAGAAACACGACGUGGAACUGCUGGAGCGCAACUUCCAGACCAUCCUGUACGAGUUCGAAUCCCUCUACAAAGCCUUCUCCAACUGCAGCCUGCCAGACGGAUGGAAGGUCAACAGCACGCCCAGCGGCGAGUGGUUGACCUUCUACCUGGUCAACCAGGGCACCUGCGUGCCCCGGAACUGCCGGAAGUGCCCUCGGACAUACCGCUUGCUGGGGAGCCUCCGCACCUGUGUGGGCAGCAACGUGUUUGGCAACGCCGGCAUCUCCGUGCUGAGCCCCGGCACCGUCAUCACUGAGCACUAUGGGCCGACCAAUAUCCGCGUGCGCUGCCACCUGGGCUUGAAGACGCCCAGCGGCUGUGAGCUGGUGGUGGGAGGUGAGCCCCAGUGUUGGGCCGAAGGGCGCUGCCUGGUUUUUGACGACUCCUUCCUGCAUACCGCCUACCAUGGAGGCCUCCCUGAGGAAGGACCCCGUGCGGUGUUCAUGGUAGACCUUUGGCACCCCAACGUUGCUGCGGCCGAGCGCCAGGCCCUCGAUUUCAUUUUCGCUCCUGGACGGUGACGCGGUGCUUCUCCUCCUCCUCUCCAGAGCAGGUCCCGUGUUUCUGCAGAGGUGGCUGCCCUCCUGCCUGGGCAACACAGGCCCCCUUCACCCACAGCUGACGGAGGGGCCUCUCCCCUUGCACCGGAUUUGGUACCCAGUGAGCCUUUUCACCUUGCCUCCCCUCCCCCCACCAUCUUGCUUGGGGCUGGACUGCCCCCUUUCUCCCUGUGAUUAGGCCAAAUGCUGCUGUAGUGUCCGUCCACUCGCUACUUGUGCGUUGCUGUGCCCAGAAUUUUGCAUCUGCCGUUCUUGAAGGCGUCGAUGAAGCUCGUUGUGCCAAUCUGAUCCUCCUCAAAAGGCAACCCCGCCCCCCCGUCACCCAUCCUCACUGCAGCUUCAGACACCAGUGGGCCUCCCCAGGCCAGAUCCUGUCGUCCCCCUGCCCUCGACAGAAGUGAGUGGAAGCAAAGCAGGGCAGCCAAAGGGCCCAGGUUCCCCCCCCCUUUCACAAGCCCUGCGCUGGGGGCUCUGGGCCUUGCUUGGGGUGCUCCUGCCUGGACUGGGGCACCCGUGUGUGCGGGGGGUUGCCGUGGGCUCUCCCUGCAGAAGGGCGAGGAGGGGGCUUUCAGGGCUUCGUGGGGGCAGAAGCCGAAAGGAAGGGAGCCCCAGCUGGGGGGGCCAUCUCCUUCUCACACAUCAGAGUCAUUCCAGUGAGACUCUGCACCCCACCUGCCACGCGGGGCAGGGCAGCAUUGUGGCUUGGCCAAGGCCAGGACUUUUCAAUAAAACACCUGU